ACGGGGAGCCUGAGCUCAGGUACAGCGCAUCACACUCAGAGGGAAGAGAGAGAGAGGCAGAGGGAAGGAUAUUUAUAGCCUAAAGCGAGGCUGCAGCGCAGAGAUAAGGCUCGGAGCCAAGCCGCCGGCAGGCAGGGAGACAAGCUUAGGAAAACGAGGACGCGUCAAAAUGAAACACUUCCUUACGGUUGUUAUACUCGGGGCUGCGGUAGUCACCCUGGUCAGCGCGGCCAGUACCGACGGGGCGAUCUCCUUCGAGUACCACCGCUAUGAGGAGCUGCGGAAAGCGCUGGUGUCGGUGUGGCUGCAGUGUCCGACCAUCACCCGCAUCUAUACCAUCGGGGAGAGCUUCGAAGGCCGCGAGCUGCUGGUGCUAGAGAUGUCCGACAAUCCGGGGACGCACGAACCUGGUGAGCCUGAGUUUAAAUACAUCGCCAACAUGCAUGGCAACGAGGCGGUGGGCAGAGAGCUGCUCAUCUACCUGGCUCAGUACCUGUGCAACCAGUACCAGCAGGGCAACGAGACCAUCAUCGAUCUCAUCCACAACACCCGCAUCCACCUCAUGCCGUCAAUGAACCCCGACGGCUUUGAGAAGGCCGCCUCACAGGUGAAGAAACAGCACCCCGGAGAGAUUAAGGACUGGUUUGUGGGCCGCAGUAAUGCGCAGGGGGUGGAUCUAAAUCGUAACUUCCCUGACCUGGACCGCAUCAUCUACAUCAACGAGCGGGAAGGCGGAGCCAACAACCACCUGCUGCAGAACAUGAAGAAGGCUGUGGAUGAAAAUACCAAGCUGGCUCCAGAGACCAAGGCUGUGAUCCACUGGAUCAUGGACAUCCCCUUCGUCCUCUCGGCAAACCUGCACGGAGGAGACGUUGUGGCCAACUAUCCAUAUGAUGAAACCCGCACUGGAUCCACGCAUGAGUACAGCGCCAGUCCGGAUGAUGUGAUGUUCAAGUCUUUGGCUAGAGCCUACUCCAUGUAUAACCCCGUCAUGUCCGAUCCUCACCGAGCCCCGUGUCGCAAGAACGAUGACGACUCCAGCUUCAAAGACGGCAUCACUAAUGGCGGGGCCUGGUACAGUGUGCCUGGAGGAAUGCAGGAUUUUAACUAUCUCAGCAGCAACAGUUUCGAGAUCACUCUGGAGCUCAGCUGCGACAAGUUCCCCAAUGAGGAAACGCUGAAGAGCUACUGGGAGCAGAACCGCAACUCGCUCGUCAACUACAUCGAGCAGGUUCACCGUGGUGUUAAGGGCUUUAUCCGUGACCUUCAGGGCAACCCUAUUUCCAAUGCCACUGUAUCUGUGGAGGGUAUUGACCAUGACAUCACUACAGCCAAAGAUGGAGACUAUUGGCGCCUACUGGCUCCAGGAAACUACAAAGUGGCAGCCUCUGCCCCUGGAUACCUGACUGUCAUCAAGAAGGUGGCUGUACCCUACAGCCCUGCAACCAGGGUGGAUUUUGAGUUGGAGUCCCUGAUGGAGAGGAAGGAGGAGGAGCGGGAGGAGCUGAUGGAUUGGUGGAAGAUGAUGUCAGAGACACUGAACUUCUAACGAUUUUGUCUCGCUGACGAUCGGAGCAUCCACAAUUCGAUGUAAUAUAGUCAACGUUCUGUGUGCCCGUCCGCUCUGAAAAAGAAUAUAUUGUCUCUUCUUCUACUUCUUUCUUUUGAUUGUGUUCUCUCCAUUCUUACUUUAAUUAAUUUUGUUGUUUAUUAAUGUAAGAGUUUGCCUCACACUCCUGUAGAUUGUUUGAAUAUCCUGCGCACGCAGUGAAAGACAAAAGGAGGAAUUUGCAGGCAGCUUGCUGGCAAUGAGAUUGGUCUUGACUUCCGUGGUAUUGUGUUCUUUAUCGUACACGUGAUUGGUAACCAUUGCACUCACCUAUAUAUCCAAUGAAUGACUGACUGAGUAAUAAUGUAUGUAAAAGAUCUGUUUACAUGAUUGCCACAUGGCUCUGUCUAUAAGUAUUCAUUUCCCCCCCUGUUUUAAAUGUCUCUGUUUCUCCAGGCUUUAGUACCAAUACAUACACAACGCUACUACACACGAAACCUUCCAAGUCUGAGUAGCUGUAAACACACACUCUGAUACUCGUGCUGUUUUUUUCCUGUAAAAUAAAGCCGAUGUCGCACUACGGUACUGAGAUAAUCAGGGACAUUGAAAACACUGUAAAAUCACUGUAAACAUCAUAUUGUAAACAAUCUAUACAGGCAAGCUAGUUUCCAUAUAUGUUAUUGAUGUUACGAUUUUUUAAAACUGCAGCACAGCUUUGAUUCCAGCACAAGAUGAAUGGUUAUAAUAUUAUAAUAUAUACUGUAUUUAUGAACUAGGUAUAGCAAGAAAAGUUUUUUUUGUAACUAAAAAAAUAUGAAGAACCACGAUCAUGACACUAAUAAAUCAGUCAACCCAAAGCCAUUCCUUUGUAUGUGCACUACACAGGAAAUACUGCAAAACAUAACGAAGGAAGAUUCAUGUUUACUGCAACAUGAAUCUUUUGAGUGGACAGUUGGCUGACUUACAUGGAUGCAGUUCACUUCAUUUUAGAGCUCAGAAAGGAUUUCUUGAAUGUAUGGCUAUGGAAAUGGUUUAAACAAUGUAAAGAAUAAACAAAUCAAUAAAACUCCCCUCUUUAUGUUGUCGAA
This is a messenger RNA of Haplochromis burtoni (Burton's mouthbrooder), 2637 nucleotides long. It is a transcript of the gene cpe, whose product is annotated as carboxypeptidase E. The coding region runs from base 170 to 1549 and encodes 459 amino acids. The record is from RefSeq and is a predicted model, not a curated record. Gene Ontology annotation, biological process: proteolysis. The transcript is spliced from 9 exons. Gene Ontology annotation, molecular function: zinc ion binding; metallocarboxypeptidase activity. NCBI's taxonomy places the organism in Eukaryota, Metazoa, Chordata, Actinopteri, Cichliformes, Cichlidae.